UUGUUGAUUGUUAAUUUAUUGCAUUGCAUUGCCACUCUAUUGCCAAUUAUUACUCCUUAGUCUUAUAAUUAACAAAAAUAUAUAUUUUUAAUUGAAUGGAGAAUAUGUUACAAUUUGUAUUAUAACAAAAUAUUACAUUGUUUACACGGUGUUCCCAUUUUUUGUGCAUAAACCUUGUCUUCGGCAAAAUGUCUAAAUGGCAAUCAGAGAGAAGCAUUCAUGAAAUGUUAAAGGAUACUCCACCACUGCGAGAGUCCAGUGACUCUAUCACAUCUGGCACAGAGGCCAAAUUCCCCACAUCACGGUCUAUGCCUUUCCCACCAGCUUAUGCUCCACCAGAUGUGUCUCAGAAUGGGGGAGCAGGGAACAGCACCCUGUUGCGAGCAGGCUCCACCAAGCUGGAAUCCCUCAAGAACUGGGGAGUGUCCACAUACAAGUGCACUCGGCAGCUGCUCUAUGAGAAGUUGGGAAAGACUUCAAGGACUGUUGAUACAGAUUUGGAAGCAAAGAUUGAGAGUCUGCGGGAGACUCAGCGGAAAUACAAUGGUGUACUGCGGCUGAGCAGCGCACUGGCGGCUCAGCUCGGUGCGGCGCAGCACACGCAGCGCGCGCUAGGGGACGCCUUCGCCGAUCUUGCGCAGAAGUCGCCUGAGCUGCAGAACCAGUUCCUCUACAACGCGGACACGCAGCGAUCCUUGACCCGCAAUGGCGAGGUGCUGCUCGCGGCGCUGCAUUUCUUCAACAACUCGCUCAACACGCUCACCAACAAAACCAUCGAGGACACGCUGCUCACCAUACGGCAAUACGAGGCUGCGAGGUUUUUGCAUUGCCGUACCAAAUGUAUUGACCGGUGAUAGAUCAGGGGGUGACAUGUACAUAUCUGUCUGUG
This is a messenger RNA of Papilio xuthus (Asian swallowtail), 889 nucleotides long. RefSeq names its product ADP ribosylation factor interacting protein arfaptin (gene Arfip). The record is from RefSeq and is a predicted model, not a curated record. Gene Ontology annotation, biological process: intracellular protein transport; regulation of Arp2/3 complex-mediated actin nucleation. Bases 189 to 854 code for a protein of 221 amino acids. The transcript is spliced from 5 exons. Gene Ontology annotation, molecular function: protein domain specific binding; phospholipid binding. Lineage: Eukaryota; Metazoa; Arthropoda; Insecta; Lepidoptera; Papilionidae. Gene Ontology annotation, cellular component: trans-Golgi network membrane.